This is a messenger RNA of Cladophialophora psammophila CBS 110553, 1059 nucleotides long. RefSeq lists its product as uncharacterized. Gene Ontology annotation, molecular function: hydrolase activity. Lineage: Eukaryota; Fungi; Ascomycota; Eurotiomycetes; Chaetothyriales; Herpotrichiellaceae. The record is from RefSeq and is a predicted model, not a curated record. The coding region runs from base 1 to 1059 and encodes 352 amino acids. The transcript has a single exon.
AUGGUCACUGACAAGAUCCGCCCAUACAAUGAUGCCAGGAUCUCCUAUCGUUCCGCGCACCUCAACGGCGUAACCUACGGGUACAUCUACUCGCCCCGUUCCACCCUCGGACCUAACCGUGGCACAAUCUUUCUGAUCCACGGCUUUCCCGACAUCAGCCUAGGCUGGCGAUACCAGAUCCCUUUCUUGACCUCCCUCGGCCUGGACGUGAUCGCUCUCGACUGCAUUGGAUACGGGCGCACAGACUCCCCCCGCUUCAACUUGUCGUAUUACACCUACAAACGCAUCGCAACCGACAUCAGGACGUUAUGCGCGCAACUCAGCCUAUCGCAGAUCAUCCUAGGCGGUCACGACUGGGGCGGCGCCAUCGUCUAUCGAGUUGCCCAAUACUACCCAGCUCUAGUCACCGCUGUAUUCAGUAUCUGUACGCCUUUUUUCCUCCCUAGCGCGAAAUACGAACCUCUUGCGCAAUUGAUGGAUAAGAGACUUCCCAACUUCGCAUAUCAAUUACACUACGUGUCCGGAGAGAUCGAAGAGGCUGUCCACUCGAUGAUGGAAAUCCGGCAGUUCCUGGACAAUAUUUACGGGGGACGGACAAGCGACGGACGCGAUGGCUUCGAUGCGGAGAAGGGCAUCGAUCUCGGGGUGCAAAGGGAAAUUGGGAAGAACCAGCUGCUGAAUGAGGAGGAGAUGAAGUACUAUGUCGCGGAGUUUGCGCGACAUGGAUUGAACGGACCGUUGAAUUGGUAUCGGAGCCGCGAGGAGAAUUAUGUCAAUGAAUGGCGGGACUUUUUUCUUGAUGGGAAUGCGAGUGAGGUGGAGGUGAAGAAAAGAGUGACGAUUCGUUGUGAGGUUUUGUUUGUGCUUGCCACAAAUGAUAACACGCUGAAGUCGUUCAUGGCAGAACGAAUGGCGGAGCGGAUACCGAAGUUAACAAGGCGAGAGGUCGCGACCGGUCACUGGGCUCUUUGGCAAAAGCCAGAUGAUGUCAAUCGGCUCAUUGGGGACUGGCUAAAGGAGAAGGUGUUCCCUCAAUCAGAAAGGGAGAGCAAGUUAUAA